Messenger RNA from Dalotia coriaria, 1980 nucleotides. RefSeq names its product protein Cep78 homolog. NCBI's taxonomy places the organism in Eukaryota, Metazoa, Arthropoda, Insecta, Coleoptera, Staphylinidae. The record is from RefSeq and is a predicted model, not a curated record. Gene Ontology annotation, cellular component: centrosome. The transcript has a single exon. Bases 99 to 1892 code for a protein of 597 amino acids.
AUCGUCCGCCGACUCGUUCACAUCAUUACAUUUUUUUACACGCGUUUUUUUACUGAUCUUUUUGCUACACACGCUAGAAGAAAAAGAUUUGCGCCACGAUGAGUAAAGCACGAUUGACUAAGGAGGAAAAACCAGCGGUGGUGGGGGAAGCAAAACCCGCGCAUGUAUUCUAUGUUUGGUAUACGGAGCUGUGCAGGCGGGCAGGUACGCAACCUCUUAAUUAUGUAAAACCAGCGAGGCCAAAAAACGAGAACGUGUUGGACUUUGUCGCCGACCGCAUCAAGCCGGAGGAGUGGAUCCCAUUGUUGAGUGCCCUACGCCGCGAUACCAGUUUGCAUGUGAUCGCCAUCCACAGUCGGGCGAAGUGUAAGUUCCUGGAUGACGUUGACUGCCCUGAUAAGAUCAAGCUGAUGAAACGCAGGGCUGGGUCCCUGCAUACAGCAUACGUGUGUAGGAGCUUGGUGAAGACCCUUACUAACUGCCUGCUGCAUAGUCAAGUACUCUCCAGUUUGGAACUGGAUGGUGUACCCAUAGGAGUGGAGGAUAUUGAGGUGUUGGUUGCCGCCCUGCAGCAGAACAAGGUCAUCAAGGUGCUGGCUUUCAAGUACAGUAAUGUGGGUAACCUGGGUUGUCAGAUCCUGUGCUCAGCGUUGAGACAGAUGCCCAACAUUGAAGUGUUGAAUCUGUCCGGGUGUAAGCUAGACGCCAAAAGUGCCCAAGCAAUUGCUAAAGUGGUGAAGACCCAGCAGAUCAGCAGGUACUGCGAAAGCUGGCAUAAUUCUUUAAGGUAUGAAGAUCCGGACGUGGGUAUCAUGGCGGGUCUUCGUCGGAUCACACUGAAUAACAACCCGGGGAUUAGUGACCAGGGUCUGAUCUUCAUCCUAGAUGAAUUGGAUGAUGACCUAUGGAUCAAGGCAUUGGACAUGCAACGGUGUGGAGUCACAGAAGCAGUUUCCCAGAGACUCCUAGAUGUUGUAGAAUACAGUCGAUCUCUGGAAAUAGCUGAUUUCCGAAAUAAUAACCUAGAAGCAGCUACCAUCGAAAGAAUAUUUGAUCUGUUGAAAGAGAAGCGCAACUUCAGCUCAGUCUCCGAGUUCAAGUGGUGCUUCACCACCACUUCACUUACAAGCUCCGCACUUCCAGAGACCCAAUCAAAGUGUAGUGUUUUCUACCCAGCUGGCAAGUCAAGGUCAGUCCCAGUGAAGAACAUACCAGCGGUUGCUUCCUGCUCCCAGCUCCGUCGCACCAAAACCAACACAAUGCUCACCAGCAACCCAUCAGUAUGCACCACCCCCCACCUAUCCAAAACAUCCGUAUCAAUAGACUCCAGCAGUCGACCAGAAUUUGCCCGGAGCAUCACCUCACUCAACAGCAAACUGCAACGUGAAACCAGCAAGCGAAUUCGCAUGGAACAAGAAAACCGGAAGUUGAAGGAUGAACUAGAACGUAUGCGGGCUGCCUUCAUCAGCAUAGAGUCGAACGUCUCAAUUGCAAAAGAACGCACCGUGCAAUUCAAUCCGAUGCCACGUAAGAAGAUCUCCUCCACCAAGACGAAGCCCAAAAAGGACGAGGCGAUGCGCGCGGACCACACGAUCAAACCAGCGAUGAACGUCGAGUUUAUUUUUGAUUCGGCUUCCACCUCCACGAACACCGGAUACAGCAUUCUGCAGACCAUGGCGAAGAAUAAAGCAGACUCUGCGACGGCCUGCGCGAUCGAUGAGAGUGAACGAGAGAUUCAGGACUACUUUGAGGACACUGUAAUCGAUUACCAGAGUUUGCGGGGAGCUGCCUGCGCGAAUCCAGACAAUGAUGAUGUUGAUGAUCUCAGCGAUGAGGGGAGUCAGGCAUCCCUGAUCAAGUUCAUGUGCGAACUUAAAAGCACCCAACCUUGAACACAUUCAAUUGCAGACUUAGGGUUGGCUGCUUUACAACCCAAUAUUUUCGUUUGGAAAAAUGACAGAAUAAAAUUAUUUAUGGUUA